Molecule: messenger RNA, 1603 nt
Organism: Ictidomys tridecemlineatus (thirteen-lined ground squirrel)
Lineage: Eukaryota; Metazoa; Chordata; Mammalia; Rodentia; Sciuridae
Source: RefSeq, a predicted model, not a curated record
UCACCGGAGCGCGCCGCCCACUGGCCCGGAAAGCGCGACGCCGGCAGCUGCGGGGUUACCAUGGGAACCGAACCGCCACCCGGGUCGCGGGCCCUCGGAGACCCUGCGUGUGGGGCGGUUGGGGCUCCCUCCCUGGAGCGCUGAGCCUCCGGGGGACUGUGGGUGUCUCAGGGCCGUUCCCCGCUGGGCCAAGGCCCGGGACGAGUGCGGGGGAGGAGGAGCGGAGCAGGAGAAGACAUUCUUGGGCAGUAUUGCAUAAGGGAAGACUUUGGGACUGGGUUGAGGUAGAUUCUCUGGUCCUGCCCUUUCUUUGGUUGAUACUCUGGGAAGGUGUUCACCUCUGGCCUGAAAUGGGCUCACAUCUCAACCUCAGCAUCAUCAGGAUGUUAAGCUACCUCUUUCUUCUGAAGGCACUUCUAGCUUUUGGGUUCCUGGCAUCCUGGGUAACAGCAGAAGAGCAUGUGAAAGAGGGAGAGUGCCCUCCUGAUAAGAACCCGUGUAAAGAGCUGUGCCAGGAUGAUGAGUCAUGUCCUCCUGGGCAGAAGUGCUGCAGCACGGGCUGUGGUCAGGUCUGCCGAGAAUACAUCCCUAUAGGGAUGAAAAGAAUCUGUCCCAGGAUUGUUCGGAAACGAUCCUGUUUUAAAAGUUGCACCACCGAUGACACAUGUCCAGGUGUAAAGAAGUGCUGUACGUUUGGCUGCAGCACAGCCUGUGUGGCCCCAGUCUCUCAUUUCAAGCUGGGUAAGACAUCCCACCCCCGCACCCUGAGGUCUGAUUGACCCGCUGGUUUCUCUCUCAAAAUGCACACACCCUCUGGCACUCCUACCUCACUUUGAGAAACAAUAAUUAAGUGCCUAUUAUAUUAUGAGAACUUUAAGAAAAAGAUAUGCAAAUGGUACUGAAGCCAUGAUGAUUGGUAGGAUGUGGCCCAGCUAGGUGAGGAAGGUGCCAGAAGGUUGAUGGGGGCCUAUUAUUUGUAGGCAGGUUUGAAAGCCAUUGGGUAAUUUCCAAUUCCCAGUUGCAAUAUUCUCUAUUAAAACCUUAGCUCAAGAAUAUGUAAAGAGAUAGUAAAAUAGAAUCCGGGUGCUUAUUUGGAAGACUCCGAUCAUUUGCUUCUGAGACUCUACCCCUUCUGUGCACUCACAGGAGAUGGCCAUCUCCCGUUGAAAAUGGAUUCUUGUAUAUUCUGGUUCUCGUGGAGAGAUAUUUGAAAGAAAAAUUUCCCUCUUACAGGGUUCUAUUUCUCCACUUACGCAUUCAUUCCUUCAACAAAUUUUAUUAAAUGCUUUCUGUUUAUCAGAUCCAGUGAUGGGUUCUGGGUAUAUGAUAAUGAACAAAGUAGUUCUGUCCAUGCAUUUAUGGGGUUUAUCACCUAGUAGGGGAGAAAGAGAGAUUAUUAACAAACAAGCAUGUAAGUAAAUACAUAAGGUCAAACUGUGAUAAGGCUCUGAGAGAAAGAAUAAUGGGGGGACUGGCUUCAGAGGAGGAGUCGAGGAAGGUGUGUCUGAGGUAGGGACUGUUUUUGUUUGUUUGCUUUUUUGAUACUGGGAAUCGAAUCCAGGAACUACAUUCCCAGCCCUAUUUAUUUAUUUAUUUUAAAAUU